This is a messenger RNA of Dermacentor albipictus, 717 nucleotides long. NCBI's taxonomy places the organism in Eukaryota, Metazoa, Arthropoda, Arachnida, Ixodida, Ixodidae. The record is from RefSeq and is a predicted model, not a curated record.
AUGGCCCUGCACGAACUAAAGAGCAAGCCAGCGGCCGGCCCGGAUCACAUCUCGAACAGAGCGCUCAAGAACCUCAGCGAUGCGGCCAUCGAAAGCCUCACCGGUUAUUAUGACAAGUGCUGGAGGGCGGGGUCACUGUCCCAGCAGCGGAAGACUUCCAAGACCAUACUCAUCCCCAAACCAGGCAAGCCGCCGAACACUGACAACCUCCAGGCCAUCUCGCUCACGUCCUGCGUGGGCAAGGUGUUGGAGCACAUUCUCAUGUGUAGGUGGCAGGAUUACCUCGAGGAGUCGGGACUAUACCCCACCACGAUCAUCGCGUUUCGGCGUUCCCUCGGCACCCAAGACGCGAUGAUUCCGUUGAAGAAAGAUAUCAUUGACGACGACACCCUAACGUUAUACAAGGAGAUCCUGGGGCUGGACCUGCAAAGUGCCUUCGACAAGGUGAAGCACUCUGCGAUCUUAGCCCAGGUGUCCAGACUCAAUAUGGGCGCAAGAACGUACAAUUACAUCAAGUACUUUCUGACGGGGCGGACUACCGAGCUCUGCGCCGGCGAUCUGCGGCUCCAAGAGAAGAGGCUCGGCAGUGUCGAAACCCCCCAGGGCUCGGUCAUCUCGCCGUUGUUAUUGAACCUCGUUAUGAUCGGGGGGGCCAAGCGACUCUCUCGCUUCGAGGAGGUCCGGCACACCAUCUACGCCGAUGAUAUCACGCUAUGA